GAACGAUUCAUUCACCAAAAAAGAUUCGUUCAAAAAGAACGUAACAUCGCUUGAGCGUCACAUCAUAAGAUAUGAUGGGAAUAAACACGGAUCGUCUACUUGAACUGAAUGAAGUGGAGGAAACACACCAUAAUAUUAAAAUAAUACAAAAUGCAGAUCACACGAAGACUGAAAAUAUAGAGAAACCAUUUACGUGCCAACUGUGUGGAAAACACUUCACCAAAAAAUCUACUUUUACAGUCCACAUGAGGAUCCACACUGGAGAGAAACCACAUGCGUGCCAUCAAUGUGAAAAGAGUUUUACAACUGCAGGUAAACUUAAGAUACACAUGAGGAUUCACACUGGAGAGAAACCUUACACGUGUCAUCUGUGUGGAAACAGUUUCAGAGAUCAAAGUAGCCUUAAGUACCACGCAAGAAUUCACACUGGAGAGAAACCUUACACUUGCCAUGAGUGUGAAAAGAGUUUUACAACUGCAAGAUACCUUAAGACACAUUCAAGAAUUCACACUGGAGAGAAACCUUACACGUGUCAUCUGUGCGGAAACAGUUUCAGAGAUCAAAGUAGCCUUAAGUACCACGCACAAAUUCACACUGGAGAGAAACCUUAUACUUGCCAAGAGUGUGAAAAGAGUUUUACAACUGCAAGAUACCUUAAGACACAUUCAAGAAUUCACACUGGAGAGAAACCUUACACUUGUCAUCUUUGCGGAAACAGUUUCAGAGAUCAAAGUAGCCUUAUGUACCACGCACAAAUUCACACUGGAGAGAAACCUUACACAUGCCAUGAGUGUGAAAAGAGUUUUACAACUGCAAGUAACCUUAUGAUACACGCAAGAAUUCACACUGGAGAGAAACCUUACACUUGCCAUGAGUGUGAAAAGAGUUUUACAACUGCAAGUAACCUUAUGAUACACGCAAGAAUUCACACUGGAGAGAAACCUUACACUUGCCAUGAGUGUGAAAAGAGUUUUACAACUGCAAGAUACCUUAAGACACAUUCAAGAAUUCACACUGGAGAGAAACCUUACACUUGUCAUCUGUGCGGAAACAGUUUCAGAGAUCAAAGUAGCCUUAAGUACCACACACGAAUUCACACUGGAGAGAAACCUUACACUUGUCAUCUGUGCGGAAAGAGUUUCAGAGAUCAAAGUAACCUUAAGAGACACGGAAGAAUUCACAGCGGAGAGAAACCUUACACUUGUCAUCUGUGCGGAAACAGUUUCAGAUAUCAAAGUAGCCUUAUGUACCACGCACAAAUUCACACUGGAGAGAAACCUUACACAUGCCAUGAGUGUGAAAAGAGUUUUACAACUGCAAGAAACCUUAUGAUACACGCAAGAAUUCACACUGGAGAGAAACCUUACACUUGCCAUGAGUGUGAAAAGAGUUUUACAACUGCAAGAAACCUUAUGAUACACGCAAGAAUUCACACUGGAGAGAAACCUUUCACAUGCCAUGUGUGUAAAAAAAGUUUCAACCAUAAAAGCCACCUUACAGAACACAUUAAAAUUCACACCGAAGAGAAACCUUACACUUGUCUUGAGUGUAAAAAGAGUUUCAGUAGGAAGUGUCACCUUAAGGUACACAUGAUAACUCACACUGGAGAGAAACCUCACGCAUGUCUUCAGUGUGAAAAGAGUUUUACAGAUAAACGUGGUCUUGAGACUCACAUGAGAAAUCACACUGGAGAGAAACCUUACACAUGUCUUCAGUGUGAGAAGAGAUUUACACUUAAAGGCGCUCUUAAGACACACAUGGUAACUCACACCGGAGAGAAACCGUUCACAUGCCAUGAGUGUAAAAAAAGUUUCAAUGGUAAAAGCAAGCUUAAAAGACACAUGAGAUUUCACACUGGAAAGAAACCUUACGCUUGUCAUGAGUGUGAAAAAAGUUUUACAACUGCAUAUGAGCUUAAGAAACAUUCAAGAAUUCACACUGGAGAGAAACCAUUCAUGUGUCAUCUGUGUGGAAACGGUUUCAAAGCUCAAAGUAGCCUUAAGAGACACGCAAGAAUUCACACUGGAGAGAAAGAGUUCAGAAGUCGCCAGAGCUUUUAAUCUUGAAAAAAGACAUUUAACUGAUUCUGAACCUCCUUAACUCAAAGUCAUUCAUAAGUUGUUUCUUAAGUUAAUAUGUGUUUCCUGAAACAUUCUUUGUUAAGUAAACCUUAUGUAAGUCAUACGUUUGGAAGGUUGGUCUGGAGUCUGGAGCACUCCUAGCUAUACCUUAUCCCUUGUGACUCCACUAUGAGCCACCCCUGUGACAAAAGCUUGUGUACAUAGCAGUCAAUUAAAGCAACACUAAAGACUUAUUGCUCUUUGCUCCCCCUACAGGUUAGAAGCGUAAUUGUUCAUUACCACUGUCGUAAAUACUGCAGCAUAGCUGGCUCUGAUUGGAUUGUAGGUCUGCCGUAAAGCAAGUUUUGUAGUUUUCACUCGAACUACAGGACCACUACCCGACGGUUGGAAACUUCUUUAGUGCGGUUUUGGCCGAUAGAGGGCUGCAAAGCGAAUGUGAAAGUGCUGUUCACCCUGUUUUGAGUAGAUGAACCACUGAACUUUUUUUGGAACGUUAUUUUAAGGUAAAUAAAACUCUUUGGUGUUGCUUUAAAUAUAUGUUAAAAGUGCAAGAAAGUGUGUGUUUAAUUAGGCAAAAGUUUUCUUUUAUUUAAAGAAUAAAACAUUCACAUCAUUACACCUGAUGGUUGUUAGCUUUUUAAUUAUAUCUUCUGAAGGUAGAUAAGCUGCAAUGGAGACUAUUUAAACUGAAUGAUUGUGGGUGGAGGAGUUGGUGAAACUAUGGCAGCUAUACAGUGAAUAGUCUUACCAAAUCAAAGUCUUCUGUCUAGCAUUUAAGCUGCAAAUAAAUCGCAUGCCACAGCAGCAAAUUCAGCAGAUUUUGGAUCUUGUUAAUUCGACUUUGCCAUUGUCAUUUCAACAGAGCAGCCCAGAAAUUGGGCUACUUACAUUUUCUCUUUCUUUCUUCAUCUGUGCAUAGUUGUAGAUGUUGAAACUAUGUUUUGCAUGUUGUGCCAUUAUCCACCCUGGUUGUGUAGUAAACAAUUAUUAACCCUUAACAAUUAUUAACUCAUUCCCGCCAGCAUUUUUUUGUGAUUUUCACAAAAGUUUGGCAAAAUGCCUUU
This is a messenger RNA of Paramisgurnus dabryanus, 3145 nucleotides long. RefSeq lists its product as uncharacterized. Gene Ontology annotation, molecular function: DNA-binding transcription factor activity, RNA polymerase II-specific; RNA polymerase II cis-regulatory region sequence-specific DNA binding. The record is from RefSeq and is a predicted model, not a curated record. Gene Ontology annotation, biological process: regulation of transcription by RNA polymerase II. Lineage: Eukaryota; Metazoa; Chordata; Actinopteri; Cypriniformes; Cobitidae.